CUUAUGUUAGCUUCGCAUCAAGAAAGCACCCACAUUAAAUUACAGUAUUUAAAUACCUGUCAGAUGUUCAGAGUCGGAGAGAGAUAGAGAGGGAGAGAAAAAGACACACACAGAGAAAGAGAAAGAGAGAGAGAGAGAGCGAGAGAGAGAGAGAGAGAGAGAGAGAGAGAGAGAGAGAGAGAGAGAGAGUGGAUUAAAGUUAGAGCUUAGUACUAAGGACGAAUUUAAACUUGCUCAAUGGCUUUGUGUCCAGUUCUUUUUGAGGAUUAUCUUCAGUGUCCUGUGUGCCGUGAUGUCUUCAGGGAUCCCGUGCUCCUGAUGUGUUCUCACAGCUUUUGCCGGCUCUGUUUGGAACAGUUCUGGCAACACACUGAGUCUCCCACAUGUCCUCUGUGCAGAACGAAGUCGUCAGUAAAUUGUCCUCCAUGUAAUCUGGCUUUAAAGAACCUGUGUGAUGCUGUUGUACAGGAGACCAACCAGCCAGCUUCAAGUGGAGCAGAGAUCCUCUGUGCAUUGCAUAACAAGAAGCUUACACACUACUGCCUGGAGGAUAAACAGCCUGUGUGCAUGGAGUGUCAAAGCUUAAAAAUACACCAUAAACACUGCUUUCAACUGCUUGAUGAAGUGGCAGGAGAUCUAAAGUUGGAUAUGAAAAGAAAACUGGCACUACUGAAAGAGCGCCUGAAACUCUUCAGAAAUGCAAAACGUGCCUGCGUUCAAACUGAGCAUUAUAUUAAGUGUCAGGCCCACUACACUGAGUCUCUGAUCAGGGAGGAGUUUGAGAAGAUUCACCAGUUUUUUUGGGAUGAAGAAAGUGCAAGAGUGUCUGCUGUGAGGGAAGAAGAGAAGCAGAAAGUUUGUGCAGCCGUGAUGAAGCUGACUCAACUCGACAGAGACAUUUUAGUUCUCUCGGACAAAGUUACAACUAUUGAGCAAGGAAUAGGAGCCAAUAAUAUUUCAUUCCUGCAGAACCAUGAAACUACUCUGAAAAGGACUGAGAGUGAGGAGAAUGAUCCUGAGAUCAACUCUGCAUCACUGAUUGAUGUGGCAAAGCAUCUGGGCAACCUGAGGUUCAGAGUCUGGGAGAAGAUGCUGAGUAUUAUCAAAUAUAGUCCAGUUAUCCUUGACCCUAACACAGCUCACCCCUGCCUACACCUGACUGAUAAUUUGACCAGAAUGGAACUUCAUAACAGCAGUCAAGAGCUUAUAGUCAACCCACUGAGAUUCACUGACUAUUCGAGUGCCCUCGGCUCUAAAGGAUUUGAUUCAGGUAGACACUGCUGGGACGUCGAGGUGGGAAACAACUCAGCCUGGGCGGUUGGUGUGAUCUCCGAGACGGCACAUAAGCGCAAAGAAAUCUCAAAGCAGGGUUUAUGGUAUAUAGGUUACUACAAGGGGAAAUAUGGCCAAGGCUUGUCAGAUGAGAUGUUGACUCCUAUCAACCUAAAGGAAAAACUUCAGCGGGUCCGAGUGCUACUGGAUUGGGACGAAGGUUGUGUCUCAUUCUUCAACCCUGUCAAUGAUACUCAUGUGCAUACCUUUUUACACACAUUCACUGAGCGUGUGUAUCCAUACUUCUGUAAUGCCUGUCAUGAUAAAGCUAUAAGAAUUGUUCCAGUGGAACUGUCGUUUAUUGAAGAGUAGGGUGGAUAUUGAACAAUUUGCAUAAAAGGAGCUGCACAAGUUAAUCAUACUGUGAUCAUACUGCUAGGCUUGGCUAAAGUAUUGCUAAUUACCUCCCAGUGAAUAUAUUUUUGUGGGGUUUUUUUUUUUUUUUUGGUUUGGGUACAUUACAUAACAAGUUCUUUUUUUGUACAUGUUAACCAACAUGCUGUGACAAUGUGAAUAAAGAGCAAUGUAAAUACUGUAUGCAUACUGUGGGUUCCGAAUUCAAAACCACUUAAUAAUUUUUAACCAUUUUGACAUGUAACGAACAAAACGAACACAAUAAAACUAACCACAACAUAAACAAAGAAACAAAGAGCAGCUUGGAACGAUGUU
This is a messenger RNA of Silurus meridionalis, 2001 nucleotides long. Its product is annotated as E3 ubiquitin-protein ligase TRIM35-like. Bases 238 to 1644 code for a protein of 468 amino acids. The record is from RefSeq and is a predicted model, not a curated record. Gene Ontology annotation, molecular function: zinc ion binding; protein binding. Lineage: Eukaryota; Metazoa; Chordata; Actinopteri; Siluriformes; Siluridae. The transcript is spliced from 6 exons.